AUUUAUUCUAUUUACUGUUUUUCGUCUUAUCCGCAACCGUUUAAUUUUUCCCUUAUUCCCCUUCCCCCUCUCCCUACAAUUUAAACAAGUUUGAUUAGCUCCUUGUAAACAGAAGACAUAAAUGUUUAAUAUUCCAGUGAAUCGUAGAUAAUAGCAUUUUUUUACUUUUCAUAUAAUUAUUUAGUUUCUCGAAUUAUGAACGUUAAUUUUAGCUAGUUGAUGUGGUAAAAGAAUGUCAAAUUGAAAAUAGAACUUUCCUAGUGAAGGUUAAUCCACCUACGCCAUCUGUGUUAGUUUUUCGCGGACCGUUAUAUUUUGAAAAUUUUUGUGUUAUAAUCGGAUCGUGGAUAGUUAUUGUAAUGUUGAUUUUUUUUCGGUAAAAUUAAUAGCAUGUUUCAUGUUUAUUACAUAUUGAAAGUUAAAAACAUGGAGUGUAGACGUGGAGCCGAACAGGUUUUAUUCUUUAAGAUGAAGCAUGGAUUCUUACGUUCUUAACUGAAAAUAGAAAGAUUGGAGUGCCAUCUUGGUUAUAGAGGAAGCUGAGGAAGAUAAAAGUCCGUGUCAUCGUCGUGGACUUAAAAGCCGCAUAAGUGGUUUCGUGGAGUAGCGAUUAUAGUCGUCGUGCUUCAGUAAUUCGUGUUCAACUCGCUGUUCGCUUUGGACUUGGAUUUAAUCCUCCUGACUGUCCAGCAGGUCGUGCCGGAUCUAUCAUGCGAGAAUCGAGUUCAACUGAAAUACUCUAGUGAAAGAGUGAGAAAAAAAGAAAAGAAGAAUGUAAAUGUGCGUAUAAAAAAAAACAAAAAUGUGUAUAAAUAUUUUCAUUCGGAAGUGAAUAUUGUGUUUAAAAGUGAAAAACCGCGUAAAUAUAGUAUAUAUAUAUAUAUUGGUAAUAAAUAAAUACGCAGUCCACAUGGUGAAUGGAAAGUCAGAGGAUCACGCCAGUGAUGCAGUGGUGUCGUGUUUGUGUUAAGUGCCCCGUGCUCAUUGUUUGGAUUACCUAAAGAGAUGUCUUCCUCCGUGGGAUACUAUGACGAUAGAAAUCCCCUCCUUAAGGGCACUUUAUCCAGUGUGGAAAGGGACCGACUUCGAGAGCGGGAACGACAAGCCCGCGCAGCGAUGUCGGUCCAGGCGGAGCAGGCAGCAGCUGGAGGUGCUCCUGACGCUCGGCACGGUCAUCACAAUCAUGGACAUCAUGCCGAUUCGCACGCUGCUACCGCUUCCCUCUUUCGUGCUCCUGUUAAGGUGAAUCCCGAUGCUCAAGAUCGAACGACACAACAGAUCCAGUCGAAAUUGGGUAACUAUUCGGUGGUGAGGCACCUGCUCGAGGAUCCAAAGAGGCUGAUUGGAAUCGAUGGGGUGCCAGCGAGUCCAGCACCGGCUCAUUCAUCGAGGCUCGCCAGCAGCUCUGGUUCGAGUUCAAGAAGCUCGCCAUCGUCACAGGAGUUUAAAAAACCUGGGGGGCCCAGGUCAAGUUCAUCUUCGAAUUCAUCAUCGUCAUCAUCAUCAUCAUCGAGUCACGCCUCGGCGCAACGUGGUGGUUUCGUUAAACCUGCCGAUGGGAAACCACCCUACGGUGGUCGUGGUGGUUAUCCAGGACAACCAGUGAAGCAUGGUGGCAAUAGUAAUGAUCAUCGUAGUCAUGGUUUACUUCCGGCAAAGGGUCCUCCACCUCCUUCAAACUCAUCAGGAAGCGGUAAUUCAAACGUUGGCAGUAGUAUUGCCAAUAGCAAUAACAACAGCAGCAGUAAUAGUAGCAACAGCAGCAGCAGCAGUAGCAACAGUAAUCGACUUCAUAACGCCGGUAGCCGUCUGCCGAGAAUUAACCUCGAUAAUGGCAUCAAUUCGAGGCAGACUCUCGAGGAAAAUACACCAGAUGUUGAGGACAUUUUAAAGGAAAUGACGUCAGCCGCAACACCAUUGACAGCCAUACCUCAAACACCAAGAAAGGAAAUUGAGUCGAAAUACACAUUCAACACGAGUCUGGUUGAAAAUCCACCACCAACAAAGCCUCAACGUGAGAGACACGCUACCAGCAGACUUUCCACGAACUUGGAACGCGACUUGAGUCUUUCCGAUGAUAGCGAAGAUGAAGUGGAUAAGAAUCCACCGUCGAGACCAAUACCAGAUAUUUCAGUCGAUUUAACGGCACCUCUACUUCCGGCGAUGGCAUCAGCGGCUGGACCACCCUUACCGCCAAUGUCACCAAUGGGAAUGUCGCCAAUUGGUCCUAUGUCGUCGCCAAGGCCUCUAAGUCCACCGGCAGCAUCGCCUCUAAUAAAGCAACCGAUGCCGACUCCUCCAAGAAUGUUGUCGCCAACAAUUUCAAGUCCAGUGAAUAAUAAACGAUCGCCAAAUCCUCCGGCUAACCAAAGACCUCCAAGUCCACCUGGACAAGCGCCACCAAGUUCCGGUAGCGCGAGUUCCAGUUCAGAUUCCGGUUCGGAUUCCUGUUCAGAUAGUAGCGACGAUUCGGAAGAUGAAGUCACCCAACCACCAGUCAAAGGUCCAACAACACCACCCUCUGUCUCGCCACCCGCUCCCAUCGAGGAACCACCAUCCGCCGUUGAGGAAUCAAAACGACGCUGGGAUCUCAGUUCAUUUAUGAAUAAAACCGCUCUGCAAACCGGUGAUCAGAAUACCGACACCAAAACCAAACAGAAUGAUGCAUCGUCGAGACGUUCAGGAUCGCCGAGUACCCAACCUGAAUCGAGAACAUCGCGUCGUGAAACAAAUCGAAAUGGCGCUCACGAUUGGCAAUUGGAUGAGGCGUUAAAAAGAACACGAAAUUCAACAAUGAUGAGUGUAUUGAGCGACAGUGAACAACAAUCGGACACUGAGAAACCAACGCAAGUAAAAGAGGAGCCUGAGAAACCAAAACCGCCCGAUGUAAGAAAACGUGGUAGACCGAGAAAAUCGGUAAAAAGUCCAAAAGCAAAUAAUCAUCGUGCAUCAGAUGAGAAUUUAAAGAAUGUCACGACAAAACGUAGCCGACCACGUGCUGGUUCAUCGAGUGUCAAUAAUAGUAUGAAUAAGAAAAAGGUGCCUACCUCAAAGCCAACAUUGACAACGAGUGACGAUGCAAGUGAUGCAAGAUCACCGGCAGCAUCAAGUGAUUCAGAAUCUGAUCGUCCAACAACGGCAAAAAUUCCCGUUAAACGUAGACCAAGAUUAAGUGUCUCAUCAAAUGAUGAUGAUGAUGAUAAUGCAUCGGAGAAAAAUAGUGGAACCGACGACGAUGAUGAUGAUGAUAAUUCACGAUGGAGGCGAGUUUCAAUGAAACGUAAUAAAAUUCCCGAAUCGCCGAAAAAAUCACAAGAUAAAAAGAAAAGUCCCAUUAAAAAUAAUUCCAGAAGAUCGAGAUCAAGAGUUACUAAUAAUUCCGGUUAUCAUUCCGAAACGGAUAGUGAUUCAGAAUUUACAAAUAGCGAUGCUGUGAGGAAUAAUCGAAUUCAGGUUGCUCGAGUACCUCCACGACCAAGAGCACCGUUAACGAGGACAACAUCGCCGGACAAUUCGGACAGUGACAAUAGUCCAGCAUCGGGAAAAUUACAAGAGGAAGACGGUGGCAAUGUUCAGGAUAAAAAGAAGAGUGACACUUUAAGAAAAUUAUUCUCAUCGGCAAAAGGCGGUGGCAAAGGUGGUGGUAAAGGUGGAAAGGGCGGUAAAGGCGGUGGCAAAUGUGGAAUAUACGUUGAGGAAUAUACAUCAGCAAAUACGCCAACAGGUGGAGAAAGUCCAUGUAAAAGGUUAACAUCACAAAGUUCAACAACAAUUCCCAUACCUCCAAUUAGUUUUGUUAAUGGUCUACCAAGUGUAUUGUGUCGGCUUGAUUUAAGUCGAAUUUCUCAUAUACCACAAAUAUCACGCGGUAAAGAACUUAGACAACGUACUGAGCUUCCUGAUACGAGGCCGUCUUCCAGACAAAAUUCCUCGUCAAUUCAUAAUCAUAAUCAUCAAAGAUCGUCAUCGAAUAAUAGACAGGAGGAAGGUGAAAUUGUUGAAAUGUCAACAUCACAACAACGUCGUGGCGAUGUGGACACAAAAAAUAUUGUGAUUAAAACUGAAUUGGAAAUGAAACCAUGUUCUGUAAAUAUUAUUAAUAUGUGUAAAGGUGAUGGUGAUAGUGCCGGUAUAAUGAACACAUCAGGUAGUUCUGGUUCGGGUUUAAGUGGUGCUUUUAGCGGCAAUGCACCCAAGCGGAAACGCAAUUUGAGUUGUAGCUCGGUUUCAAGUUUGAGCACCGUGUGCUCGGUUGAUGUCAAAGUCAAGGACGAGGCCAAGGAGAAGAAAAAGAAGAGAAAACGAAAGCACUUGGAGUCUGAUAUCGUUGCUUCCAGACCAUCCGCUAAUCAGCAUAUUGACGUUCAACCAACUAAUCACGAGCGGGAAGAAAAACCAGAUUUGGAUGAAUUACCACCACCUGAAACGAAACGUCUCUAUUUCUCCUAUUUCGAUCCUCCGGUUCAUGUUAAGGAAGACGACGAGAGGGACCAGAAUCAGUACCUGACAGAAGCGAAACGGCUAAAACAUAGUGCUGAUGUUGAAAGCGACACCAUGGCUCAGGGUAUGAUGUAUAUUGAAGCAGUUAUGUACUUCGUUCUUACUGGCUGUACCAUGGAGAAUGAUCCUGUAACCGAAAGAUCAUCUUUCACCAUGUAUAGAGAUACUCUCAGUCUUAUUAAAUUCAUUUCCUCAAAGUUUAAGACGCAACAUGCAUCAGAAAGCAGCAUUAAUACCAAACUAAUUGUCUUAAGUCUAUGGUGCCAGUCUCUUAUCUACAUGAAGCUCUAUCAAAUGAGGAAAGUGGAAGUCAGAGAGCAUCAAAAGGUCCUCACUGAUUAUUACCAAAAGAAUCCAUCAACGCCGAUUCAACCUGAAGGUCAGGGUACGCCAUCAUUGUCGCCAACACCGUCACCAGCUGGUUCGGUGGGAUCAGUUGGAAGUCAAAGUUCAGGAUACAGUAGCGGUGAAUUGGCUCACAGAUGUGCCAAUGGACAACAACUUCAGGCUGCUUCCUACGUUAGUGUUCCUCUUGGAGUUUAUAAUGCUUUUUCCAGUCAAAAUUAUCAUUUUGGUUUACUUAUGAGUGGCCACGAUCUUUGGGACCAGGCGAAUGCUUUAGUGACUGGAGAACACAAAAAAUUUUUUAUUGAGCUGGAUGGGAAAAUAGGUCCUCUAACAUUGAAAAGUUCACUGCGAGAUCUUGUGAAUUAUGUGUUAGAAGGGAUCAAUAAAAUGCGAGCCCUUUGACCUCAGUGGCACAGCCCCCGACCACCAACUCCAAAUUACAUCACAGCUCUCCCUCCUAAUAUGGCAACGUAUUCAAGUCUGUUUACGUAAACACGACAAAAUAGACUCUUAAAAAAAAACUUGUUGAGCUAAAAAAAACAAACACUAGUGUUUUACGAUUCAGUUUAUUUUUUUUUUCGUUCGUCGAGCACAACAGACGUUUAUAUAUACAUAUACACAAAAAAAGGUGCUUGAGGUAUUUUAAAGAAACGGGGAUUCUUUUUUUUAUGUUUCUCGCGAGGAACACGUCUCCUGGAGGGAUAACAACGUUCAGGUUCUCGGGGCUCUGGGAAACAUAAUCAACCAAUCAUCAACAAGUGUUACACACCUCGUGAUACUGAGCGAAUUUUUUUUUUCAAUUUUACUUCAAAGACUGCUAAAUUAUUCCUGUCGAAUAACCAUAUCGAGAAAUUGAGAUAACAAUGGUGGUUGACAAAAUUGCCUUUCAAAAAAUAAAUAAAUUGACAAACGUCUACAAAUGACGUUAAUAUCAAUAAUUUUGUCACUAGAGUAUCGUUUUGUAUUUAGAGAAGCAAAAUUUUGUAAUUAAACAAGUUUUAUAAAAAAAUCGUUUGUCUUCGUCGCUCACCAUUGCUCUCUGACUCGAAAUUAAAAAAAAAAAAUAACAAAGAAUUCAUGUAGAUAACUUAGUAAAAAAAAAAAAUUAUUAGUAUAUUCUUUGGCUGAGGAUCUAGAACGCGAAUAGAUGAGAAACUAUAAAUGUUUAUUUUUUUCUUUCCGAGGUGUCUUGCUUUUUUGUAAAAUGUGAGUAGAUACAAUAAAAAAAAAUGUGAACAGGAGAACAAACAAGUGCCACAGGAGCGUGCGCUCUCGCUCCUCAUCGCGGGGAGUCUGCAGGUUACCUGAAGCAUAAUAUAUGUCGUUAAGUGAUCCAAAUCCAAGAAUACACGAUGAUAUAGUUUAUUACGUAUAUAAAGUGAUUAUAUACAUAACGAGAAAUUCUACAUAUAUAUAUAUAUAUAUAUAUACAUAUUAUAUAUAAAAAUAUAAACAUAUAAACAAUGUGCACGUGAAAAAAGAAAAUCAGUGCGCGCUUGCGCGUCCGUUCGCCGAAGGAUUUUGCUCGAAUCCAUUAUUCUAAAGUCGCAAUUCCAUCGGUUUACUGACGCGACUCAUGUUUAGAGUUCUCAAUUUAAAAAAAAAUUACGUCGACAUGAAAUAUUCGAUUUCUUUUUUUUCCAUUGUUCUUGAUAUUUUUCUUUAUUACUAUUUUCAUUAUUCUUUCGUUUUUUUAAAUUCCGCUAUUUUUUUUCUAAUUCGAUUAUUAUUUUCUAUAAUUGAAAAUUCAGUUGAAAUUGUAAUUUAAUUUUCUUCUAACAAUUUUGGAGAUUUUUCCAACUGAAUUCUUGAAUAUUGAUCGAGUUUAAAAUUCGAGGAAAAAGAAAAGUUGAAAGGAAUUUAAAUAGAAAAUUACCAUCGUACGAUAAUGUAUGAUUUUAUCUUUUUUUUUUCUAACUCUUAGGCAAUUUUAAAUAUCUUUCUUUGGAAUCUCAAUUUUUGCCAAAUAAUUGGUUGAAAUAAUUUCAAGAAAGUAAAAAAAAGUAAAAUGUAGAAUAGAAAAUUAAUUUCAAAUUUCAAAUUUUUGUUAAAAUUAGUAAAUAAAAUUGUAAAUGAUAUAAUUUAGUGAUAAAUUUUUUGUGCAAAUUUUUGAAAAAAAAAACAUUCGAAAAUACGUGACACGUAAUUUUGGAACUCUAUUCAUGCAAUGUGUAGAUAAUCGAGAUUAGUAAAAUAAAUUGAGUACGCAACAAUCGACGCAAGUAAAACAAAUUUCAUAUACUACAAUUAUUAUUUACAUUACUUAGACUGUAAUGGGGAAAAAUAGUGGUAAUAGAGAAAAAAAAAAAGCUUUUAAGCAAGUACGUGCAUAUACGAAAAAAAAAAAACAUACAUUAUAAAAAGCGUAAAUGAGUGAAGAAUCGAGCGCAUAUACAUAUAUACAUAAUAUAUAAGUAAGUUGCUCAUGUGUAUAUUUUUGUAAAUAGGUAUAUUAUGAGUGCCGCCGCCUUGAGGGUAGCCUAACUGCUUUUUCCGUCGAGCCAGUUGGCUAGCCCGCCCCAAUUUUUGCUACGUUUUGCGAGAAUAUUUUUGAUCAGAUUAUCUUUCUAGUUUUUAAUCGAUCACAAAAAAAAAAGAAGAAAAGAAAAGAAAGAAAAUCCAUGAAAAUUCUCAAAAAUUUUAUUUUUCUGCUUACAAAUAAUAAAAUUAAGCGUCUUGUAAUUUUUCAUUUUUCUUAUAAUACAAAAAAAAAUUCACAAUACGCUUAAAUUUAUUCAAUUUUUUAUGCGAGUCGGCUUUUUUGAAAAAUAAAUUUUACAAAGUUUACAAUCUUUUACGAGCCUAGAGAAACUUCGAAAAGAUUUUAAUUUUUUACGCUCCAAUGCUUGCUAUAUAGUUAACUUUUUUUAAAAAAAAAAAUACAAUCGAGAUAGAAAUUUCCCACUUUAGAAAAAUUACUGUAAACACAAAAUUAAUUUCAAAUUUUUAUUCGAAAAAUUUUAACUCUAUUUUAAAAAAAUAAAAUUUAAAUUUAAAAUAAAUUGAUUUUUAAAAAUUGUUAAAUUUUAAUUUUAGGUUUUUUUAAAGAAAAUUCAAAUUUUGUGUUUGCAAUACUUAACAGUGAAAUAAUUGUUCGCGAGAUAAAAAAAAUAAGCUUUGAUUACAAUUCAAAAUGAAUGAGAGAUAGAGAGAGAGAGAGAGAGUGAGUAUGAAGAAAUAAGAUUCUAUUUGUGAGUAAAAAAAAGUAUUCGAAAAACGUAAAGAAAAGUGUCAAAAAGCAAAUUAAAAGCUAUAGCGGGCUGUAGUUUAGAAACUCAUUGCGGUCCAAUGGUUCACGGGAUACAAUUUUAUAUAUCGAGCAAAAAAAUAAAAAAUGAUGACCAAGGACGCUUGUUAAAGUUAUAAAAAAAAAUGCAAAGAGACUAGGAAAAUUUUCGAUAUUUUCAUGACAUGUAUUAAUUGUAAGAUAAAAAAAAUAUUUAUAUCAGGCCCGAUACUCAUCAGCUUCAUUUUCUCCUGACUUGUGCGAUUCUUGCUUUUGACACUUUUCUUGCAAGAUUCUCAAGAGAGAGAGAGAGAGAGAGAGAAAAGAGAGAAAAAUACUUGCACCGACAAUUCUCGGUCCACAGUGUUUCUUUAAGUUUAUGCAUAUCAAUUUUUUAAAGGGAUUUAUCGUGCCCCUUUUUUUAUCGAAAAAGAAAAAUAAAAAAAAAAAAUCUAUAAACUAUAAUUUAAAACACAUGGAAUGAAAUUUUAAAUACAAGCGUAGAUUAUUUCAAUCAGUUCGAGUUUCUUAAUUGCUUUUUUUAAAAAAAAAAAACGUAAGACAAAUUAUUUUCUAUUUUUCAAAUUUAAAUAUUUAUUUUUCAGAUAAUAUUUUCUAUUAUAUUUAUUAAUUACUAUUAAAAAAGAAAUAUUUAUAUUCUUCAUUGUUUCCGAAAAUUACAAUAGAUAAAAAAAGAAAAAAUGGAAAAUAAUUUGAUUUUCGAUUGUACGAAAAAGUGAGAACGUGAAAAAAAAGUGUGACUCUAUAAGAAAUAUCGUUACUGCAAUUUGUUUAUAAUAAAAAUUUGGUCCAUUGUAUUACGCUACUUGUACUAUAUUUAUAUAUACAUAUAAAUAUAAUAUAUACAUAUAUGUACACGCAUAUGUGUAUGUAUCCGUAUCAAGAUACUAUUUUAAUUGUAUUAUUAUUAUUAUUAUAUUAUUAUUAUAUUAUUAUUAUUAUUAUUAUUAUAUUAUUAUUAUCAUUAUUAUUAUUUUUAAUAUUAUUAUUGCAUAAUUAUGUUAUUACAAUUAUACUAUAUUGUAAUUAUUUUACUACGUUCUUGAAUACAAGAAAAACUUCAUUCUCACUCUCUUUUUUUUCAAAUAAUAGUUGGAUUCAGAAAAAAUUGUUUUAAAAAAAAAAUAUUUCACUGUGAAGAGAGCGAGGGAUGAAGGGAUUGAAUGAGCGAGAGAGAGAAAUUUAAAAUUGUAAAAAACGAGUUUACAUGGGCAGAGUUUGAAGAUUCUACAAUGAAAUAAUGACCAAGGCCUUUCAUUGAAAAUUAUACACUUUGCAACGAGAUAGUAUGAGAGAAAUAGAAAGAGAGAGAGAGUCAAAAAAAGAGCGAAGUUGGCAUCGAACCGCAACGAUGAUCCUUGAGAUUUUCGUCUUUUAACAUUUUACUGAAAAAAAAACCAGCAAUAAUGCCAUAUUUAAAUUAAAAAUUUUAUUUGUAAAUUUUUGCAAACAAAAAUGUUUUUUUUUUUUUAAAUUCAAAAAUUAUUUUUGGGAAAUACAUCUUUUUUUCAAUUUUUAAUACAGAAUUUCAUUCAUUCAUUGUAAAUAUUUAAAAAGAAAAAGAAAACAUUUUUUUAAAUCGAAGUUUGAUUUUAAUUGUUGUUCUCUGCCAUUGAAUGAAAUUGGAAAAAAAAAUUUUUAAUUCGAAAAAUCCAUCUCUUAUUUUAAAUAGAAAUCCAAAGUUUGAGUGAAAUUUUAAAUUUAUAAUUGAUAUUUAAUUAGAUCAAUAUUAAUUGUAAAGAAAGCGAAUUUAGUUUUCGAUACUUGGAAAUGCCCAAAAUUAUUUUUUGUUUGAAAAAAUAUUAAAAUAUUUCGUAAUUAAAAUUUUUUUUUUAUCCCUAUUUUUGUUUUGAUUAAAAUGCGCUCAACGCCACAAAACUCUGUAUUGUCGAAUGCGCAGUAAAGAAUGUGAAUAAAAUAAAAUAAAUGCCAGAGAAGUAUCGAGAGUGCAACGAGACGAAAUAUAGAGAAAGAGAUAUGUAAAGGGCAACCGCACCAAGGAGAGACCAAACUCGCUUAAGAUUAUAUUUACUAUGCUUUUUAUUUAUUUGACUUAUUAUUAUUAUAUUAUUAUUAUUAAAAUUAUUAUUAUUAUAUUAUUAUUAUAUUAUUAUUAUUAUUAUUAUAUUACACAAUUAAAUAAUAAUUAUUAUUAAUUAAUUAUUAUAUUUAUUGGCGUGGAGGCUGAACGAAACAGUCGAAACCACACUUUUCAUAAAUUAAAUUUGUUGACACUAAUAUUAUAAUUGUUACUUAACUAAUAUUGUUUCAGUUGUGCAAAAAAAAAAAAUCCGCAAAAAUCAUGCUUAAAAAUGAUUGUAUCCAAAUAUAGUAUUUUUUAUUUAUUUUUUUUUAACACAAUUUACUACAAAAAAUAUUUUAAUUUCAAUUUGAUCAAGAAAAUAUGAAAGUAAUUUUUUUUUUGUUAGUAUUUUGUAUUAUAUUAUUUGAAAAAAUUUCUUUUUUGGAUAUUUCAUCAAAUUCUAAUUGAAAAAAAAGAAUCAUUCGGCCUUGGUAGACUAUUUAAAUGAGAAUGCGUGUCGAUGGGCUUGGCUUGUACUUUUACUGAUAUACCUGUACUGAUUAAUUUAUAUAAUUUAUAAAUUUAUCUUACUUGUAUAGGCUCGUGCAAAAAGAAAAAAAAAAAAAUAAUAACAAUUUUACCUGGAUUAGCGAAAAUUUUCAAAAGAAUUAAAUAAUUUUUUCUAUUAGUUAUUUCGAUGAAUUUAUUUGUUAUUCCAGGUAAAAAAAAAAUUUUUCUCAGAAUUGUAUUUCCAUGAUACAAAACAAUUAUUUGAUUAAUCUCCCACACCCCCUACACCCCUCUCGCACCUCUCUGUGAGAAAUAAAGAUUUAAGUUUCUGAGGAAACUUCGCUUAGAUAACACAUGCGAUUUAAAAACAAAAAAAAAAAAAAAAUUGUAAUAUAUCGAAAAGAGAAUCAAUUACACAUUUUAUCGUCUCACUUAUAACAAAGUGAAGAUUAUUAAUAAAAAAAAAAUAAAAGAAAAAAAUAAUAAUAAAAAUGGAAGCAAAGAGAAAAAGCACAGUGACAAUAUGUAUACAUAUAUACAUUUGCGAAAUAUUUUGUGAACAGGGCUUUUUUUACCUAUUUUAUAGUAAAUCUCAUUGAGAGGCUUUGUCCAGAGAAGCAGAGAGAUAUAGAAAUACAUUUAAAUAAAAAAAAAAAAAGCAAUCUGUAACUGAACAUAUAUAAAUAUAAAUAUAAAUAUAUAUAGUUUAGAAAUGACGUUGUGGUCGACGGGGCGGUUCGAUAUUUUAUCGACCUGUACUCAAUUUUCUUCUUUUUUUUACAUUUUUGCGCCUUAGGCUGGCAUUGUCAUUAUUCUAAUUAUUAUAUUAUUGUGUAUAUGGUAUAAAUUGUAAAAAGGAACGUAU
Messenger RNA from Leptopilina boulardi, 11493 nucleotides. RefSeq names its product AF4/FMR2 family member 4-like (gene lilli). The record is from RefSeq and is a predicted model, not a curated record. Bases 1006 to 5250 code for a protein of 1414 amino acids. Gene Ontology annotation, biological process: regulation of gene expression. NCBI's taxonomy places the organism in Eukaryota, Metazoa, Arthropoda, Insecta, Hymenoptera, Figitidae. Gene Ontology annotation, cellular component: super elongation complex; nucleus. The transcript has 19 exons.